Messenger RNA from Lactuca sativa (garden lettuce), 1582 nucleotides. RefSeq names its product high mobility group B protein 3. Lineage: Eukaryota; Viridiplantae; Streptophyta; Magnoliopsida; Asterales; Asteraceae. The record is from RefSeq and is a predicted model, not a curated record.
AUGCAGGAUCAAAUGAUGAAAGGAGGCAAAUCAAGCGGUGCUACGAGGAAAGCCGAUACCAAGUUGGCUUUAAAGAAGACUGCAGCCAAGGGGAAAGCAGCUAAGGAUCCCAAUAAACCCAAGAAGACUGACUUUAGAAAGCAGUUCAAAGAAGAUCACCCUGACAACAAAUCUGUUGUUGCUAUUUUGAUUUGGAUUUCACUUGUGUAUAAUUAUCAGGUUGAUAAAGCUGGUGGGGCAAAAUGGAAGUCAAUGUCCGACUCUGAAAAGGCACCUUUUCAAGCCAAAGCUGACAAAAGAAAGAAGGAAUAUGAGAAGAACUUGGACACCUACAACAAAAAACUUGCUGGAGGUGGUAAUGAUGAUGAUGAUGAGGAUUCUGACAAAUCUAAGUCUGAAGUCAAUGAUGAAGCAGAUGAGGAUGAAAGUGAUGAUGAGGAAGAUGAUGACUGAAUCAAGAAAGUGGAAGUUGAUUCGGUGUUGAUGGUUUGAUAAGUUACCUGCUUUGUAGUUUCAUGUUACUGAUUAGAAUAGAUUUGGCUUUUAUGGUGCACAGGAAAAAGGAAAUGUAACUUUGGUUUGAUAAGAUGUUCUAGUUUUUCCAAAUUAAAUUUUGUAAUAUCAUUUUUUUAGUUUUAUUUUAUUUAUUUUUAUUUAUUUAUUUAUUAUUUAGGAGUUGUUUGAUCAUCAGAGUCAAAAUUAUUUUCAAUUUUGUAGAAUUGUCACCUGUGACUUUUGUUCUUUUCUGUGUUCAUGUUUAUGUUUACGGAACUGUUAGCUAGGCUAUACACAUAUCAAGAUCCUACCAUUUAUGCAUAAGAGUCUUUUAUUUUAAUUAUAUUUUUCCUUUUUAGUUUUUUUUGCUCGACUUGUGUUGUCUAUUUUAUGAUGAUUCCAGACCUCUGAUCCGAAUUAUAGGCGAUCGAUUCCCAUGGCAAGUGAAAAGUGCUAUUUUGUCAACUUUGACCAUCAUAAUAGCAAAAGGUGGGAUGGCACUUAAACCUUUUCUCCUACAGCCACAAACCACCUUUGUCAAAUUCUUACAGGACAACCCAAGGUAAGACUUGUUUUAUACUACUGUCUUUUGUUGAUUAUUCGACUUACAAGGGCAUUCUCGUCAAUUUGCAGGAGUGUUCGUUCAAGUGCUGCUCUUGCACUUGGUAAGCUUAGUGCACUAAGCACAAGAGCUGAUCCCCUAGUUAGGGGUCUUCUAUCUAACCUACUUGCAUCAGAUGGUGGGGUUCGUGAUUCAAUAUUGGUCGCCCUAAAAGGUGUUGUCAAGCAUGCUGGAAAGAGUGUUAGUGGUCUCGUUAAGACACGUGUUUUUGAUCUCUCAAACGAGUUGAUCUAGAACGAUGAUGACCAAAUACAAAGCUCUUCAGCAAGAAUUCUAGGCAUCAUAUCAGAGGUUCAGUUCAGUACAUUCACUUGCAUUUAUAGCAUCUGUUCCAUCUCUGGGAUUUACCACCUAUGUAAUUUCACAACAGCACCUGUCAACAUUUGGUUGUGAGUGCAGGUGAAAAAGAAACGAGCUGGUCGGGAUGGAAAAAUAGAUGGGCUGGUCCCUCCCCAAAGUAACCAC